AUUACGUUAUUAACGUUUUGUGAGUUUUAGAUUAGAAAUAGUACCUAUAUAAAGAGUAUGUGCUUCAUUCGUGAAGUCCAGACGAUUGCAAUGGCAGCUAUCAGAAUUAGUAUUGCAGUUGGCCUAGUAAGUUUAACAUAAAUUUUUUGAUAGUAAAUUUUUACGGAGUUCUUAAGAUUCCAUUAUAUUCAUUGUCAGAUGGUAGUGCAAGUACGUUGUGUUUACAAGUGACCUGCAGUAUUAUUUAAAACAUGCAAAAAAAGCUGCUUUGCUUCAGUUAGAAUGAGUUUCAAGUGUCUAAUAAAUAGAAAAUGCAUACUGUUGUGUAAAAGGAUUAUAUAAAUCAAUGAAUUUUAUAAAGAUUCUAGGCUCGGCGAGCGAGGUAUAUAGCCAAGUUAAUUGCACCGCCACGGGAGCUGGCCGCUUCCCUGAUCCUGGUGAUACAACCUGCAAGCGGUACACCUUCUGCGUUAGAGACUCUGCCACCAGUACCUAUCAGUCAUACAACUACACCUGUCCAACUACGUCCUUAUUCAACCCAAACACAGGAGUAUGUACCACAAAUUACGUAUGCAAUACUACUACUACUACUACUUCUUCGGUGUGCACAACUGAUGGGUUCGUCGCCGACCCGAAUUCGACAGAUUGCACAAGCUACGUGCAGUGUGUUUCAGUCAAUGGUGUCUUCAUAGAGACUGUCCUCACUUGUCCGACCAAUACAUUCUACGAUCCGGACACAACUCUUUGCGAGUUGGGAUACAGUUGCCCAGGGCCUACAUUCUCCUGUACCGCUGCUGGCCGCUUCGCUAACACGGCUGACGAGACUUGCCAAUCGUAUUUCAUGUGCGUUUUAGUGACUGGCACGUACGUACAAUAUAAUUAUACCUGUCCAACUACAUCAUUGUUUAAUCCCAUAACUCGUUUGUGUACCAUUUCAUAUACUUGUACAUAACUUGUUUUAUGUGUCCUUAAAUCUGAUUUAAGGACCUAUUUAAUCUUUAGGGUGUAUAAAUAAGAACUUUAGAUAUAUAUUUUAAUAGAAAUGGCUAUGAGACCAUGAUAUGGAUAUAUGUAUUAAAAUUUAAAUAAACAUUAUCUGAAAUAAAGAUUUAUUUUUAAUUGGGAUAUAUUGACAAAAUUAAUUUAUUUUUAUCCUUAUGGAAUAAUUUUUCUUUCCGCUAUAAUGAGGCAAAAUCACUGAACACUUAGAUAAUAAGAUAGACAUCCAGCCCGCCCGCAAGCUGUUAUUGUUUUAUAACGUAGCUGAUAACGGAUAAUACUAGUAAAUAAUGAAGUAAUAUUUCGAUGUUUGUCUUUACGAUGUUAAUCUAAGGUUUGAAUGUGUACUUGUUGAUACACCAGCUUCUCUCCGCAAGGAUAAAUUCUGCUUCGGAUUAAUGUUUCAUACUUUGCACAUUAUUGGACAACCACUAUCUGUGAUAAUAAAUCAUUUAGGAUACCUAUAUAAUUUCAAGUUCAUUUUUCUUGGUAAUCUUCUUUCAGGCCUUUCUUGAUAAAAUGUUGUAUUUAAACCAGAUUUGCUCUGAACCUCUUGAAUUAGUACAGAAGCUAGUUUUCUCGCUAAUGAUAAAUUUUGAUUGAGUUUAAAUAAUGUGUCCUUUGUGUCUGGAAGGUUCGCGCUCAGCAAUUUAAAGGGUCGAUCGUCGAGUGUAGUUUUCUUCAUUGUAGCAUAAAAUUUUCUGAAGUAAUUAUCUCUCGCUUCAUUUAUUAAAGAAGCGGGAAUUUUAGGUUUCAUCUUGUCUCUUGUUCCACCACCUACAGUAACCGUACUUGUAUCAUGAUGUUCAGUAUUCGAAAAACUAGCUCUCUUAUCGUCCCCCGUGGAAAGAUUUUGCGAAUAUUUAGGAUAUUCUUUGAAGAAAUCUUUAAAGUUUUCAUAAUCGAAUUCAGGAAAGCUUGUCACUAAAUACGUAGAUUCGUUGACUCGACGCACUUGAUACGUUUUAACACUAAUGGAAAUUGGGAAUAAGCUAAUCAGAAUGAAUUUUAUUAACAAAAAAAUAUUUAAAGCGAUCAUUAAAAUGAUAUAAAAAUAAUGCUAGAGGUUAUAAUGACAGUCAUUUCAGUUGAAGAUUUUCAGAAGUGUCAAUAUUUAAAUCAUAAUGCAAAGAAGUAUACUUUCUAUAUUACUCUUGAAUGGAUUUUGAGAGACCGAGGGAGUGCAUGAUCUUAAAAAAUCUAGACACGGGGAAAUUUAUUUUAGCUAAAGAAAAAAUUAAAAGAAAAUAAUGAAUUUGGAUGAGGUAUUAAUAGGUUGGAUCAUAGAAAUUAUUCUCUAAGUGUUGGACCACGGCCAAGUUGUUUUUUUUUGGUGAUAAUUUUCUGUACAUUUAUUUUGUUGAAGUAAAAAGGUUUACAAUGUUUUCUUUUUAGACUGGCCAGCAUGAUAUGACAUAGGUUUGAAUUUUGAGUCUUUUGUCUUCAUGUGUCUCUUAUAAUGCCAGCAGAGGCUGAGAGAAAAAUAAUGUUAUUUCAGUUAUUUUAUUGUAAAUUUACUUUAUUGUGUUAACCAUUAAUAAAGUAUUGAUAUUCAUAAUGUGUGUAUCAGUUUACUACAUCUAGUGUGAUCGGAACGCAUCCGAAAAUCCGAUCAUAUUUGAUAUACCGUCCGAGCAAUUUUUUAAUAACAAGUCCAUGAUUUGAACCCAACAGAUCUGAAGUGCGUGACGACUUAAUGCAAGUAGGGUUUAAAUAAUCUGCUAGCACCAAAGCUCAAAGUAACUAGUUUCAACAUUGAAAAUGUUUUUCUUCCUUCCAGUAGGCCCCCAUUUUCGCUGAAAGUGCGAUUCGCCUGUGAUACCCCGA
Molecule: messenger RNA, 2826 nt
Organism: Chilo suppressalis (striped riceborer)
Lineage: Eukaryota; Metazoa; Arthropoda; Insecta; Lepidoptera; Crambidae
Source: the annotation of a GenBank genome assembly